Lingula anatina is the source of this 2105-nucleotide messenger RNA. RefSeq lists its product as uncharacterized. Lineage: Eukaryota; Metazoa; Brachiopoda; Lingulata; Lingulida; Lingulidae. The record is from RefSeq and is a predicted model, not a curated record. Gene Ontology annotation, molecular function: calcium ion binding; protein binding.
AUGUCGGAAGAAGUGGACUUACUUAAUGACAGAUGGGAUCCGGAGGGAAGUGCUUCCAGAUUCUGUACGAAAAAUAAUUUUGAAUCCCACCAGGGAGAGCAGGAUGGCCAGAAGCAUCAAGACAACCACGAGCAAAAAUACCCAUUGAGUGACGGAAAUGAUAAUAUUAUGGUUUCUUCCUAUUCUGAUCAGCCGUCUGAUGACACCAAAUCGCCAGACGACCAUGGAGAAACAAAUCGCAAUGUGUUUCAGACAGAAAUUCCAAAUGACGUUUCUCGCCCAUCUUCUGUGAUUUCUACCGUGAAUGCUGCUAAUAUGACUACCUCCAAGCCUGCACUGAUGCCUAUUAGCAGAGAAUCAGUGAAGAUAGAAGAAUUUGAUGAUGGCCAAGCAAAGGAAGAACUGACACAAAGCUCUGAGUCUUUCAAAGAGCAACUAACGGAAGACGGUGAGCAUAUUGAAAUACAUGUAGAAGAAGAGGAGUUGAGCAAGGACCCUAGCACAGACGGCGCCCAGGACGAUGACAGCGGAUGGGACACUGAUCUGGAGAUGGAAGAUGAAAAGAGCAUGUAUGAUGUAUCCGGCCGGUAUGUCUACCUAGAAACGUGUAAGGAGCUGGGCGUGGUUCCAGUGUCAUACUUCAUGAGGCACAUGCACGAGCCGGACAUGGUUAUGAAGCACCACGGUCUCGGGGAGGCAGGGGCCAAGGCGAUGGCAGUGCCUCUAGUGACUAAUACUUCCAUCGUUGUUUUGGAUCUGGAGGAUAAUUCUCUUGGUCCGCCCGGUGCUAAAUGUUUGGCAGACAUGCUGAAAGAAAAUUGUUACAUCAGCGAAUUGGGACUUGGGUUCAACCACAUAGGCAGUGAAGGUCUCGGUGCAAUAGCUAGUAUGCUCAAAACGAACGUCAAUAUCAGAAAGCUGAACCUUGCCGGAAAUGAUCUAAAAGACAAAGACGCAGAUGUUUUAGCGAAUAUUUUGAUGGAAAACGAUCUAAUACGAUAUUUAGACCUCAGUCACAAUGAACUGUGCGAAGAAGCGGGAGAAUUGAUAGGCCCUGUCAUAAGUGAAAAUGAAGCGUUGGAAAGCUUAGACCUCAGCUGGAACCAUUUACGGCGCCGAGGAGCAGAGAGCAUAUGUGAAGGUGUACAGAACAAUAUGCGACUAAAAACCCUGGAUCUGUCCUGGAAUGGCUUUGGUAAUGAAGGCGCCGUUGCCAUGGCGUCAGCUCUCAAAUUCAACAGCACGCUAACUGAGCUAAACCUCAGUGACAACCGUAUCACAGCGGAAGGCGCGUUUAUGCUUGGGAAAGGACUGGACGCCAAUGAAUCUUUAAAAAUCCUCAGGGUUGGUAACAAUCCUAUUGGAACAGCUGGUGCUUUUGCUCUACUCAAGGCCAUCAACAACGAAAGGAGUGUCCUGACACUGCUGGAUUUAUCGGGAGUUUUUGUCGAUAAAGAAUUCGACGCUUUGGAGAAAGAAAUGAUUGAAAACCGAGGCUUGACCGUCAUCCAUGCAGGGGUAAUUGGGAAUUAUGUCAUCACAGGAAAAUAUGCCAAAAAAGCAGGUGCCGAUGACUUGACCAAGGAUCCCGUCUUUUUGUUACGACAACACUGCGAGAAAAAAGACAUCCGCAUGGUUGACUUAUUCAGAAACUUUGAUAAGAACGGAGACUAUAAAGUUACGAAAGAGGAAUUCAAGAAAGGAAUAAAGGUUGCUGGGAUCAAUUUAGACGACCAACAAAUACUUGAUCUAGUGGAAAGAUUAGACAAAUGCCCAGACGGCAGAAUCGACUAUUCGGAAAUAUGUGCGUCAGAGAGGGAUCACAUUGAAGAGAAGAGAAAGAUUCAGAACGCACGAAAAGAAAAGACCAAGAAGUCGAAAAAAUCAUCCAAGAAACGAAAAUAACUACAUCGAAUCCCUUGUUUCUUUAUAAAAUCUAGAUACCCUGAGUAUUACUAUAUAAUGCUUUUGUAUAUGAUUUAUUAAGAUCCUCAAUCAAUUGUGUACUUCUGCUUUCCCGUCUUGCCUAACCAUGAGAUUGCGCUUUGUGCGCCAGUUGCCAUAUCUUACCCUUAAUUUCUGAGGCAACUGGAAACUCACCGUGA